This is a messenger RNA of Knipowitschia caucasica, 207 nucleotides long. Lineage: Eukaryota; Metazoa; Chordata; Actinopteri; Gobiiformes; Gobiidae. The record is from the annotation of a GenBank genome assembly.
AUGGCCCUCACCGGCAACAGAGUGGAGGAGUUUUGUGCCGCGAAACUCGACGGGAACGAGACCUGUUUCCAGUCCCAGUCUCCAGCCCCAGUUUCCAGUCCCAGUCUCCAGCCCCAGUCUCAGCCCCAGUCUCCAGCCCCAGUCCCCAGCCCCAGUCUCCAGCCCCAGUCUCCAGCCGCUGUCUCCAGCCGCUGUCUCCAGCUCUAA